Messenger RNA from Mucor mucedo, 2247 nucleotides. RefSeq lists its product as uncharacterized. Lineage: Eukaryota; Fungi; Mucoromycota; Mucoromycetes; Mucorales; Mucoraceae. The transcript has 6 exons. Bases 44 to 2203 code for a protein of 719 amino acids. The record is from RefSeq and is a predicted model, not a curated record.
UUUUUUUUAUUUUCCUUUCCCUUUUAUUUCUUUUAAUAAAACAAUGACAGAUAAACCUUCGGUCGGAAGAACUCCGUCGACCACCAAAAGAAAGUCCCUCUUAUCUGAGCUGGGUAUUAAGUCAGGCGAUGCGCCCGCCCCUACGCCACGCACAAGAACUACCCCUCCGUUGAAUCGACGACCCAGUACGACAGGUGUUAAACCUGCUUCACCUUCCGUUUCAAAGUCUCGUUCAGUCAACAACAACACGACCACAGCUCCCCGAAAGGCAGCACCAGCACCCGUCAAAGUCGAUCGUUCAGCAAAGAUCUCAUCUGCUCCUUCACCUACCUCGCCUGCUCCCAACCGAAGAUCCAUCGUCCCUUCAAGUCAGCGAUCCGCCACCAUUUCGCCAUUAGCUCGAAGAGCAUCUGUCAACUCGGGAGGAUCGCCCAACGGCUCGACUGUCAUUCAUAAACGACUCUCAUCACCUGCUGGUUUGGACUCCUUGCAGGAAGUGCAAACAAUGAAAGAACAGAUUGUUCAGCAAGAGUUAUUGUUGGUUGAAAAGGAACAGCAAAUUCAAAAAUUGAAACAGAUUGAACGCACUUUAAUGUCAGAGAAUGAAUUAAAGACCAAAGCAUUGGACGAAUUAAAAGGGUCUGAAGCGAUAAAGCAGGAAAUGGAAAAAUCACUCUCGGAAACCGAAUCCAAGCACAAGCAAGAGAUGGAGAAAUCUCUUUCGGAAACGGAAUCGAGAUACAAGCGACAGAUCGAGCAGUCGCUGUCCGACACCGAAUCAAAACACAAGCAAAACUUGGAAGAGUUGGAAGCCAAGCAUAAAGGAGAACUGGAGAAAUUCUCACAAAUGCAGGAUAUUAAACUCCAGUCAUUGUCCACAGAUUAUGAACAACAAAUAAGCAAGCUUAGAUCAACCUAUGAAAAUCAGCACACCACCGAUCUGGAAAAGCUCGAAAAAGAAAAGAAUAAUUAUAUGCAGCAAUUGAUCAGUGAGCAAACCAUGCAUGAAAACUAUAAAAAAGAACAGGAUCUGAUCGUCGCUGACCUCAAGUCGCAACUCGCCAUCAUGGAAGAGUCCGCUUCCUCUAGUCACACACGUAAAAUCCAAAACGAAUUGGCAGCUUCCUCUGCAGCUCUCGAAGAGUUUAAAAGACAGUCGCAGCAAACCACAGAGAAUCUCGAACGAAGAUACCGUGAUGAAAUCAGACAAUUGCAACACGGCAGUGAUGAUACCGCACGGGCUUGGUUGGAAAAAACAAAGUCCGAUCAACAGAAGCUGGAUGAGUUACACAAGGAACUAUUAAGAACAGAGACGGAGCACAAGGCCAUUCUGGAAAAGUUGGUGGACACACACACUGAACAGAUAGACAGACUAACCGAAAGCUGCGAGACCAAGGAGACAGAAAUUGAAGAACAGUCAAGUCAAAUCGAGGACUUGAUGUUCCAAGUUGAGACAUUACAAAACUCAUUAGAAGCAGCUACCGUCCGAUUAGAGCAUACAGCAAAGUCAACACCUACAACCUCUAGUAAUCGUGACGACAUCAACUCUCUGGAUGUGCCUCAUGAGCCCAUAAAGAACAUUCAUCAAGAGUGUUUAAAUCGCGUCGAUCUAAAGCAAAAGGAAUUGCAGGAUUUCAAAGCUAAAAUGAAGGAGUUAAAGGAAGUGCAUGAAGCACAACUCAACCGUUUAGGGCAAGAAAAAGCAACUGCGGUGGGUGAAUUACGCAAAAUCAUCACAGGCCUUGAGCAAAGAUUAGCCGCCACCCCACCUUCCUCACCGACAAAAUCCUCCAUGAAUGAGGAUAGAUUAAUAAGCAUAGCGGAACAGCACCGCAAAGAAAUCACCACCAUGCAUGAACAAUACCAAGCUGUGGUGGAUUGCAAGGACCGUGAAUUAGAGGACUAUGCUUACAGAGUGAAAGCCAUCGUAGCUUCCAAACAGAAAGAAGUGGAGAAGUUACAGGUGGAAACAAUCUCAACCAUUGACAAAUAUGAAAAAGAUAUUGAAGGAUAUGAGCAAAAGAUCAUUGAAUAUGAAAAACAGUCUGUAAAAUUACAAGAUAGGGUCACUCAUUGGGAGACCCUGACGAAUAAUAAUGAGGCACUUAUUCAAGACAUGAAGAAAGGUUGUGCUGCUCAUCGCGAUGAAAAUAAUCAGCUUAUUCGACUCGUAAACCAGCUGCAAUCAGAGUUACACAUUUAAUAAAUUAUCUAUUUCCCCCCGCGCAUGACUUUUAUAUUAUUAUU